Hypanus sabinus (Atlantic stingray) is the source of this 1712-nucleotide messenger RNA. It is a transcript of the gene dcps, whose product is annotated as decapping enzyme, scavenger. Lineage: Eukaryota; Metazoa; Chordata; Chondrichthyes; Myliobatiformes; Dasyatidae. The transcript is spliced from 6 exons. The record is from RefSeq and is a predicted model, not a curated record. Gene Ontology annotation, biological process: deadenylation-dependent decapping of nuclear-transcribed mRNA. The coding region runs from base 21 to 1031 and encodes 336 amino acids. Gene Ontology annotation, molecular function: hydrolase activity; RNA 7-methylguanosine cap binding. Gene Ontology annotation, cellular component: nucleus; P-body.
AGGCGGCGAUUUGUUGUAAGAUGGCGGAGUGUGUAAAGCGCAGUUCGGAGCCGGAGCAGAAACGGCGUAGGACUGAGACCGGGGACGGGGAUGGGGCUGGAGCCGGAGCGGGAGCGGAGGGCGAUGCGCCGUACAGAUCGGAACAGUUCAAAUUGCACAGCUUCCGCCUGGAGAAAAUCCUGAGGGAGAACGCGCGGGACAAGACAAUGUUCAUUCAUGGCAAGGUUGGAGAAGAUGGUGGUGAUGUUCGAGAUGCAGUGAUCAUUCUAGAGAAGACGCCUUUCCAGGAGGAAGCUUUGCCACAGCUUCUGAACAGAAAUGCAGAUCUUCAUCUUCAGAUGAAGAAUGACAUCUACAGCACACAUUACCUUCGUCCGCUUCCAGCCCUCAAUGAAAUAAAGACCACAGUUAUAUAUCCAGCUACAGAGAAGCAUAUCAAGAAAUAUUUGCAGCAGCAGAUGCACCUCGUCAAUGAAACAGCAGAUGACUACAGAACCAUUACUGCUCCGUACCUUCAAUCCCAAACCUUCAGUGUUCAGUGGGUGUACAACAUUCUGGAAAAGAAGGCAGAAGUGGAGAGAAUAAUUCAUGAACAUCCAGAUCCAAAAAAUGGUUUCAUUCUUAUUCCAGACUUCAAGUGGAAUCAGAAGCAGGUUGAUGACUUGUAUCUGAUUGCUAUUUCCCAACGCCGUGAUGUGAAGUCACUGCGGGAUCUAACAGCAGAGCACCUGCCGAUGUUACAGACUAUACUGCAGGAGGGACAGAAUGCCAUCUCCAAACGAUAUAAUAUUUCAAAAAGUCAGCUGAGGAUUUACGUCCAUUAUCAACCCUCCUACUACCACUUUCAUGUUCAUUUCACUGCUGUUGGCUAUGAUGCUCCAGGAUCCAUGGUAGAACGCGCGCAUCUACUUUCCAACAUCAUAGAGAACCUGCAGUUCGACCCAGAGUACUACCAGAAACGAACCCUAACCUUUGCCUUGAAGGCAGAUGAUCCCCUGUUGCAGAAAUUUGAAGAGCAAGGAAGAAUAUAGAUUAGGGACACUUUUGUUCAUGCACAUUUGGCCCUAUGACAUGAUGCAUCUUGAUGGUGCACAGUGAGUUUUAUAAAUAUUAUCAAUGGAGAUACAUUUGAGCAAGUGGACUUGUGGACUGACCUCAUUUACUCAUAACAUAAAGAAUUCUUGUUAAAAAAGAUCAGAGUAACUUUUGAAGUUAUGCCAUUAAAAUGUUGCUUGCCAAAAUUCAGAUAUUACAAUUAGUGAACUCCUCAAAUGCAGUCUCAUAUAAAUUUUGUGAUCUUAUUCUGUCAACACAGUUAGAGUCGAUCUGCUUAUGAGCCUAGUUUUUCUUGCAGCAUGCAGCAGCAGGUCUGUUUGAGGGGCGAGUGAGAAACACAGUCACUCAUAAACAGACACAAAGCCUGGCCAAGAUUUUGGUCAAAUCAGGCAGUAACACUUGGAGCUCUUUGUUCUCAGCAGGCAGGGGUCAGGCUGCGUGACUGCUUGCUCAGUGGAACAUCUGUCCCUUCCAAUCAUGCAAAUACAUCAAAAUAAUCUCUCAGUUCAUUUGUUUCCAUGUCUUUGAUUUAGCUGUAUUUUUUCAAAAUGGAUGGUUUACUGUGCUAAUUAUGGCAGAAUCCAUUGAUUGUUUUUUUUUAAAUAAAAGCUUAUUGACAAUUUUGCUAUAAACAUAGCAGUGACAUCUCUGUAUUU